CCUUCUUGGUGUUGAAGACUUCGAAGCUCCGAGCUGCCGGUCGCCGACUACCGUGCCCGUGGAUAUGGAUCGGCUCUCAAAUGCAUUUUCUUUGCUGGAACUGGAUGCAACGGAUGAUAGGGAACACACGACCUCUUUUGCUGCUGAAGCCCAAGGGAAGAAGAAAGAUGACAGCUCAGGGGAUACAACCACUGUUAAUAAUGAUAAAAAUGGUCCACAAAGCUCAGAAGUGCCUUCUGGAGAGUACAAGUUGCCACUUGUGUGGAUUGACCUGGAAAUGACUGGUUUGAACAUUGAAAUUGACAGAAUCUUGGAGAUUGCUUGUGUAAUUACAGACGGUAGUUUGACCAAUUCAAUUGAGGGUCCUCAUUUGGUCAUUCAUCAAGAGAACGACUGCCUGGAUAGAAUGGGAGAAUGGUGUCAACAACAUCAUGCAGCCAGUGGUUUGACUGACAAGGUGCUAAUCAGUACCAUCACCGAAUGCGAAGCUGAAAAGCAGGUUGUUGAAUUUGUCAAAAAAAAUGUGGGCACAUAUACGCCUCUUCUUGCAGGAAAUUCAGUUUAUAUGGACUUUUUGUUUUUGAAGAAAUAUAUGCCGGAAUUGGCUAGUCUUUUCUCUCAUGUACUUGUAGACGUCAGCAGCGUCAAGGCACUAUGUCUCCGUUGGUAUCCAAGAGAUAACAAGAAGGCUCCUCAAAAAGAAAACAAGCACAGAGCUAUGGAUGACAUCAAAGAAAGUAUAGCAGAACUUAAGUACUACAAGGAAAACAUAUUCAAGGCAUCCAAGUCUAGGAAGUGAUGAGGGCAAGAUAGCAGCUUGUGGCUCCAGUGGUUUCUUUUUGAAUACAAGCAAUUGCAGCGGUGUUACAUGUCACGACUCUUGGCGUGGUCUGAACGUAAAGUGGAUGGUGUGUUAGUUCAUGCAGAAUAGUAAACACGAUUUCAUUUGAAUGUAAAGUGGAUGGUGGAUUAGUUCAUGCUGUGUACCUUUGGUAAUCGAUGCCUGGUGUGUGUGGUUAAUCAAACAUCGGUAGCAAAUAGAAUAUAAGCUCUGCUAGACAUUCUUGGGUAUCGUUUACUCGAAAACGAGCUGGAGAAACCAACAAACCAACAUGUAAGAAUUGAAGAAAUCAACAGACCUUUUUAUUUUU
Messenger RNA from Coffea eugenioides, 1151 nucleotides. RefSeq names its product oligoribonuclease. Gene Ontology annotation, cellular component: mitochondrion. The transcript has 9 exons. Gene Ontology annotation, molecular function: 3'-5'-RNA exonuclease activity; nucleic acid binding. NCBI's taxonomy places the organism in Eukaryota, Viridiplantae, Streptophyta, Magnoliopsida, Gentianales, Rubiaceae. The record is from RefSeq and is a predicted model, not a curated record. The coding region runs from base 65 to 799 and encodes 244 amino acids.